Messenger RNA from Vicia villosa (hairy vetch), 3189 nucleotides. RefSeq names its product glutamine-dependent NAD(+) synthetase-like. Bases 88 to 2322 code for a protein of 744 amino acids. Lineage: Eukaryota; Viridiplantae; Streptophyta; Magnoliopsida; Fabales; Fabaceae. Gene Ontology annotation, biological process: NAD+ biosynthetic process. Gene Ontology annotation, molecular function: NAD+ synthase (glutamine-hydrolyzing) activity; glutaminase activity; ATP binding. The record is from RefSeq and is a predicted model, not a curated record. The transcript is spliced from 14 exons. Gene Ontology annotation, cellular component: cytoplasm.
ACCAUGAGGACCUCAUACAUCUAAGGAAGCAAGAUAAAGAAACAUAUCCGUUUGUGGCAAAGCCAGCUGUGUGCUACUGUAGAGAGGAUGAGGCUAUUGAGUGUGGCUACUUGCAAUCUAAAUCAAUGGUCUAUGGACUUCCAUUCCAAUACUAACCGAAUCAAAGACUCCAUUUCCAAAGCCAAACAAGCCGGCGCUGUCAUCCGCCUUGGACCGGAGCUUGAGAUUCCCGGCUGUGGCUGCGAAGACCACUUCUUAGAGCUCGACACCAUCAACCACUCAUGGGAAUGUUUGAAGGAUAUAUUGGUUGGUGAUUGGACUGACGGCAUAGUGUGCAGUAUUGGAAUGCCUGUUGUCAAAGACUCUGAGAGAUAUAACUGUCAGGUUUUGUGUUUCAACAGAAAGAUUAUUAUGAUAAGACCCAAAAUGUGGCUUGCAAAUGAUGGUAAUUAUAGAGAACUUCGAUGGUUUACUGCUUGGAAACAAAGGGACCAACUUGAUGAUUUUCACCUUCCUCUUCAUGUUUCUGAGGCAUUGGGCCAAAAAUCAGUUCCUUUUGGUUAUGGCUUUGUUAAGUUUCAAGACACAGCUAUUGCAGCUGAAGUUUGUGAAGAGCUUUUUACUCCAUGUCCUCCUCAUGCUGAGCUUGCAUUAAAUGGAGUUGAAGUGUUUAUGAAUGCAAGUGGAAGUCACCACCAACUUAGAAAGCUCGAUGUUCGUCUACAUGCUAUUAUCAGUGCCACGCGUACUAGCGGAGGGGUCUAUAUGUACAGUAAUCACCAAGGCUGCGAUGGUGCUCGCCUUUACUAUGAUGGAUGUGCCAGUGUGGUGGUAAAUGGUGAUGUUGUUGCUCAGGGUUCCCAGUUUUCCUUAAAUGAUGUUGAGGUUAUGGUAGCUCAGAUAGAUCUUGAUGUGGUGACAAGCCUUAGAGGAUCUUUAAGCAGCUUCCAAGAGCAAUCAAGUUGUAAAGUCAAGGUUCCUUCGGUAGAUGUACCAUAUAGUUUAUGCCGUCCUUUUGAUCUUAAAAUACGCCUUUCUGUUCCAUUGAAGAUAAAAUAUCAUUCUCCUGAGGAGGAAAUAGCAUUUGGACCUGCCUGCUGGUUAUGGGACUAUUUACGAAGAAGUGGAGCAUCUGGUUUUCUGCUCCCUCUUUCUGGUGGAGCAGAUAGUUCCGCUGUUACUGCGAUUGUCGGGUGUAUGUGCCAGCUGGUUGUGAAAGAAAUUGCAAAUGGGAAUGAACAAAUUAAAGCGGAUGCAAUACGAAUUGGAAACUAUAAGGAUGGACAGUAUCCGACAGACAGCAGAGAAUUUGCUAAACGAAUAUUAUAUACUGUGUUCAUGGGAUCUGAAAACAAUUCAGAAACUACGAAGUCGCUAGCCAAGGUGCUGGCAGAUGAAGUUGGUUCAUGGCACCUUGGUGUUAGCAUUGAUGGACUUAUAUCUUCUCUUUUGUCAUUGUUUAAAACACUUACAGGAAAGCAACCACGCUACAAGGUAGAUGGUGGAUCCGAAGUUGAGAAUUUAAGCUUGCAAAACAUUCAAGCUCAAAUCAGAAUGGUGAUAGCUUACAUGUUAGCGUUACUCUUACCUUGGGUUCACAACAAACCUGGGUUUUAUCUUGUCUUGGGGAGCACCAAUGCGGAUGAAGCGUUAUGUGGUUACUUGACCAGGUAUGAUUGCAGCUCAGCAGAUAUAAAUCCUAUCGGCAGUUUAUGUAAGCAGGACAUUCGAGCAUUCCUGCAAUGGGCAGCCAUCCAUCUUGGUUACUCAUCGUUGGCAGAUAUAGAAGCAGCUCCACCUACAGCUGAACUUGAGCCUAUAAGUUCUGACUACAUUCAGACUGAUGAAGUUGAUCUAGGAAUGAGUUAUGAGGAACUAUCUGUUUAUGGAAAAUUACGAAAAACUUUCCGCUGUGGUCCAGUUUUCAUGUUCCAGAAUCUAUGUCACAAAUGGGGUGCAAGAUUGAGUCCAUCACAAGUGGCAGAAAAAGUUAAACUCUUCUUCACGACAUAUUCUAUAAAUCGAUACAAAAUGACCACAUUAACACCUUCCUAUCAUGCUGAGAGUUAUUCACCAGAGGAUAAUAGGUUUGAUCUUCGUCAGUUUCUCUAUAAUACAAGUUGGCCAUAUCAAUUUCGAAAAAUUGAUGAACUCGUACAUGAGCUAGAUGUCAAAGAUGUUCAAAAUUUAGGAAACCAUGAAAAAGUGGCAGCUCUAUCCAAUGGUAUUGGUGGAAUUGGAGUUGCAGUGGCAGCUCUAUCAAAUGGUGUUGGUGGUGGGGUGGGAGUUGCUGCAGCAGGUUCAGUCAAUUCAAAUGUUUGAAUCUAGUUGAAUUUAAUCUCCCUAAUAAGACAAUAAAAGAAGAAGGUUAACACAGUUUGUCUGAACAUGUAUGUUUGGUUUGUGAUUGUUGUUGAGGCGUUUGUCGGUUCAUUUAACGACUUAUUGAUAGUUUGGAAUUCUAUUUUAUUGGAACGGCUACACUUGGGUUUGUGUGUUGAGUUGCAAGGAGUAGUUAUGUUUGUUAUAAAUAUUAACAUUUAUACUCUUUCUUGUUUGUCUAGCAAGAAGAAAUUGUGAAAGAAGAGAAUGGUGUAUUUCUCGUAAUUUAAAUAGUCGUGUGUUUCUGGAGCAUUGGUCACAUUGGUGUUUCCGACUCUCCCAAACUCUCCAACAUGGUGAUCAGAGAAAUUACGGCAAGAAAUCACGGGGAGCAAGAAACUACGCUUGCUAGCUUCUUAAAAGCACUAUAAGGUGAUCCACUGAGUUACCAAACACGUGUUAAAUUUUAUGUUCGCAGUUUUCACGUUAAAUGACCUUAGCAUGUGAUAUUUAGAAGGCAUAUUUCAAAAAGAUACUAAGGCAAUUUUGAGCAGUAAGAAAAGAAGAGGAAUGACAAGUAAUAGUAGACAUAAUGAGAUGCUAGAAUUCAGGUUCGUGGAGCCCAUGGAGGUGGUAUAUGUAGAGCUCUUAAUUUAUGGAGCUUUUAAAAAGAGGGUUUUUCAUUACAUCUUUAGUAAUUCUCUCAAAAAUUUUCAUUACAUCUUUAGUAAUUCUCUCAAAUUUUAUGGAAACUUGUGCGAGUUUCAAAUUGGAACACACCAUAAUACAUCAAAUCUCUUUAUCAAAAAUGCAUUCAAUUCAAGCAAAAUUACGUUCAGAUUACAAAAUCCGAAUAUACCUUUCGAA